CGACGCUUGAGCGUAAUCGAAUGAUAAAGUAUCGAUAGGAAAAUAAGCGGCUCUAGUUUAUACGAUAGCAAUACUUUGACUUAUCGCACAUAACUAGAUAAAAUUUGAAACAACGGCACUUCUGAAAGAAAAAAAACUCGCGUCCCUUAAAGCGUGCUUCCUCUUUGCCAUCCUUAUUGUUGUAAAUAGGAAAAAAUCAGAAGAAAAUUAACAAUUGCUGUGCGGGUGCUAGCGAAGUACAAUAAAUUCUUGUAUUGUGCAUUAGCAUUUACGAUUGAAUUGCAGCAAACAAAUUGGCGCGAACUCAAAGAAAAUGACGCUCUCAGUGUUAGCGUCGUUUGACGAUCUGCGACGCUGCAUGCAAGUGCUGACUGACGGCACCGCCGAGGAGGAAUUCCUAAGAUUUUUGCGUUUGUUCGAGCUAUAUCACGAGAAAUGCAAUGGCUAUGCCACGCAAAAUGCGCGCCUGCAAACGGAACUGGACAAAUCGUUGGCCAAGAUGGGAGAUUUGGAGGGCAAACUGUAUCAUGCGCGUCGCAUCAUUGACACCGAGAUCAAGGCCAGGCGUCAGGCCGAACACGAGCGCGACGCCAUGGAGGGCAAAAUUAUGGCCGUAGCCGAUUUGCUACGACACGAACGUAAUCUGAACAACGAGACGCGGGAUAAGUUAGCGUUUCUCCAUACACUGCCGUCGGCAUCGACGCGCAAGCGUAAAUCGUUGAACACACUGCACGAGGAUAAAUCCUAUGGGGAUAUCAAUUCAACUGGAUCUUUGCUUUCGGACUUAUCUAUAACACAUUCGGAGGAUGACUUCCUCGAUGUGCGACGCUCGAAAUCGUGGCGUGAGCAUCGCCCAUCAUUGCCCAAGAAUCCAGUACCGUGUGUGGGCAAUAAAAGGUCUCGUCUUAGCACCGGUCUUAAUACCAGUAACUUGGGUACACCAACCACAACGACGACUAAUCGUCGGUCAGGAACUGGCAUUGGAGUCGAUCAUCACACAUUGGAUGUGGGACAGGGCGCAGAGCGCUUCUGUGCCACCACGAAAGUAACAAUUCCACAGGAUGGUCAGGGUGUCAUACGUGCCGAAUCCACCAUUGAAUCGCUGCCUAUGAUCGUAACUCACGAGCGCAUUGCCGAUGUCCAGUCAUCCUCGACGCCGCGUCGUUCUGGCCUUAAGGAGGCAAUGGCGCCACCAUUGACGCCACAUAAUGCCAUGGCGACCUCAUCGCCGGCACAACAGAACCGUCCACUGAUGCGCAAGCACAGCUUUAGCCAGAAGACGUUCCUCCGUGGCGACAACUGUGUUCAGUGCCAGAAGCGCAUUCGAUUUGGUGCCGUGGGAUUGCGUUGUCGGGAUUGUCCCGUUCGCUGCCACAUCGACUGUCGCCAGCUGCUUACCGUCAGCUGUGUACCGCAGUCGGGAACACCCACGGGCAAGACUGUGAUGGGAUACCUAAGCGAUUUUGCGCCAACGAUCACACCCCGUAUUCCAGCACUUAUCGUGCACUGUGUCAAUGAGAUUGAGGCACGUGGUCUCACCGAGGUGGGCCUCUAUCGUCUGUCGUCGUCGGAGCGUGAAUACAAGGCGCUUAAGGAGCAGUUCUUGCGCGGCAAAGCGACUCCACAUCUGGGAAACACGGAUAUCUAUGUGCUAUGCUGUUGUGUGAAGGAUUUCUUGCGCACAUUGCUUGAACCUCUCAUUCCCACAAGCCAGUGGAAGGACUUUGCCAAUGCUGUACAGAAUCCAGAUAAUAAGCUAGCGGAGCAAUCACUUUACAAGGCUGUGGAACAGCUGCCGACCGCAAAUCGCGAUACUUUGGCAUUUCUCAUAUUGCACUUUCAGCGCAUUGCCAAUUGUCCAGUGGUUAUGAUGCCCCUGGAAAACAUAUCCAUGAUAUUUGGGCCCACAAUUAUGGGUUAUUCAUCGCCAAAUCCGGAUAAACAUGCCCUUUUUACCGAAACACUUACACAAAAGGAGGUAAUGAAGGCACUGCUGGAUUUACCGGGCACUUUCUGGCAGCAAUAUCUGGCCAUGGAGCAGUCACCGCCGUUGGCACCUCCUGGCAGUGCCGUCAAACGAGUUCCCAGCAACAACCGGGAUCUAUUUUCGCUAUAUGCUACCCCAUUGAAGGGCACCAUUAAGAAGCGCAAGUUUUAUGCCACUCCACCAAUGUCAGCGCAUAAGAAGUAGAUGAACUGUGUCCGUCCCCAUUCCCGACUUGACUUGGUUGGCUGACAGUAUUUUCAAUGCAUCGCAGGCGUGCUUACUUAAAUCUGCAUCAAGUAUUUCAUUUUUUUCUUUUGUUCAAUUUAGAAAGCUGCUUCUGGAAUGUAAUUAUUAAUCUUAUUUGUUUACACAAACAUAAACUGUUGGACAUUUAAAAUUUCAUUGAUUUAAAUUGUAAAAUUUUGUCUAACAGAAAUCUCAUAAUUACUUACCGUUUUCAUAAUGAAUUAUACACUGAACAAGUUUUCGAAAACGCAAAU
This is a messenger RNA of Drosophila innubila, 2487 nucleotides long. It is a transcript of the gene tum, whose product is annotated as rac GTPase-activating protein 1. The record is from RefSeq and is a predicted model, not a curated record. Lineage: Eukaryota; Metazoa; Arthropoda; Insecta; Diptera; Drosophilidae. Bases 314 to 2191 code for a protein of 625 amino acids. The transcript has 4 exons. Gene Ontology annotation, biological process: signal transduction.